Molecule: messenger RNA, 2649 nt
Organism: Coregonus clupeaformis (lake whitefish)
Lineage: Eukaryota; Metazoa; Chordata; Actinopteri; Salmoniformes; Salmonidae
Exons: 5
Coding region: 582-1694 (370 amino acids)
Cellular component (GO): plasma membrane
Source: RefSeq, a predicted model, not a curated record
GAAGAGAGCGAGGGUGGGAGGAAAGGGGGGAAGAGAGAGAGGGAGAGCGAGAGCAGUGACCAGGAAUAUCAGGAUUUAAGAGUGCAUGAAUUACAGCUCUACAGCGGGUUACGUUACGCAAGAGCUGUCGUCAGAACAGGGGAUCACAGGGAGCCGAGAGAGAAGGAAAGCAGAGAGGAAGGCAGAGAGAGAGAAGGGACAGAGGCAGAGAGUAAAGAGAGAGAGAGUAGAGGGAGAAAGAGAGAGAGAGAAAGGCAGGAAACAUAGAGCAAAGCAGGGAGCAGAGAUUGCAGGGACAGGCAGAUUACAGAGGGGCUACGAUCCACAGCGCACCAGCGACAUGGACAACACACAGACCUCUUUGUCUCCACUGAGGGAGUGAAGAGACGAGACGAGGACUGGGAAGAGGACCGGACACUGCGAGAGUAAGUGAUUUGAAGAACACUGUGUUUCUGCAGCUUUUGCUGGGACACCUAGAGUGGCGGGACGGUAGAGUGUCAUCUGGCCAUGAGAGAGUGAGGGAGAAAGGACAUCUACUGCUACUGAGGACAUCUUGGUAUCUUCCUCUCCAGCCUGUCCCCAUGUCUAGAGGAGGGAGGCCCCUGGGUGGGUGGGCCCUGCUGUGGCCCCUGGCAUGUGCACUGGCCCUUGCUGCAUGCUCGUCGGUCAGCCCCCUCCUUGCUACAGAGACACAGACUGAGGUACGGACACAGCCAGAGCUUCAGACAGAGGCACAGACACUUGCAGAGUUUCAGACCCAGCCAGAGCUACGGACAGAGGCACAGACUGUGGCACAGACACAAACAGAACUACAGACACAGCCUGAGCUACAGACUGAGGCACCAACAGAGUUAGAGUCACAGGCAGCUACCAGCAACUAUAAAGGUCUGGUGUGUGUGUCCGUGCUGCCCCCGAGGCGCGGGUCCUUCUAUGUGGAGCAUGGGACUGGGGUGUCGGUGGGUACAGUGCUGGCCUUCUGGUGCAAGGAGGGCUACCAGCUGGUGGGCAGUGAUAAGAUCUCCUGCAGAGUCCGGGCAGGCAAACCCCAGUGGAGCAACUUCCUGCCAGUCUGUGAGGCCAUCCCGAGGCCAGAGGACCGGGGUCUUCGUGUGGCCGUGUUGGCCUCUGUGGUCAGUGGCAUCGUCAUCCUGGCCAUGUCUCUCUCCUUCAUCAUCUGCUGCCUGCAGGAACGCACUGGGAAGGACAGGGGCACCAGGAGGGACGUCAGGAGCAGGCGUAGAGACACGCGGCCUUCUCGGCGUAGUGAGUGCUGGCUGGAGAGAGAGGAGGGGGACUGUGACACCUUCCCCCCUCCUAAGAUCUUCCACCUGUCCCAGCAGCCGGACCUCCGGCUGGCUGCAGAGAGCCCUGUUUACCUGGGGGGCAUGGCUGGCUUCGACAACCGCGGAUACCAGAGGAGUCAGGAGAGCCUACUGAAGGCCCCUCUACCUGGUCUGUUCCGGGCGGAGAGUCAGAUGAUCUACCCCCACGUGGUGCUCCAGAGAGUCCCCACCCCAACCGCCCCUACGGCCCCUACGGCCCCUGUCUACCUCCACAACAUGCCCUCCAACUCUACCUGCAGCCCUGGAGGUGCUCCCUCCCAGCCACACCAUAUGCCCCCAUACCCUACCCCGCAGUAUCCUAUCCACAACUCCACCCCCCAGCGAGUUCCAUGGCAAAUGCACUCCCAUUGAACUGUUACUGUCCCCUCUCUCUCUCCCUCUCUGGAGGUCAAGGGUCAAGGAGGAAAGAUCAAAUAACACACUCUUCCCUAAUAAGUGCACUACUUUUGAGCAGAGCCCUAUGCAGCUAACCUUAUACAAGCUUUGGUCAAAAGUAGUGCACUACAUAGGGAAUAAGGUGUGAUUUGUGAUUUGAGAUCAGCCCUCAGACCCCUGUGAGCGAGAUGCUUCUACUACUGCAAGGAUGGAUAGAUGGGACACGUGUUACUGUACAUACUGUAUUAUACGGACAGACAGACAGACCAGAGGGUCUUUUCCUGCACUUUCUGACUCCUCACCUUUCUACUGUUUCUAGUGUAUCUCUACACUCCAGAGGAGGUUUUUGUAUCUCUACCAUUCUCUCUGUGUCUCCUGUCAAGACUUUUGGUCAUUUUGUGGUGUCCUACAUUUUCACAAGAGCUUACUUCCUAUUAGUCAAAGCCACCCUCAGACCGGGCCUAUCAGGACACAUUUAGCUGAAGUCUACUUGUUGAUGUCACUGACUGAAGACUUUGAGAUGUUGUUUGGUGGUGGUCGCCAAAGUCGCAAACCGACCAAAGAAGAGAAUGGACUUAGCUAAGGAAAGUGGAUACAGAAAUCGUCCCCAAAACCAUGUAUGGGUGUAUAAUAUAUUAUUCUUAAAGGUCAUGAACAGUCAAAAUCAUGUUUUUCAUGAAAUUGGAUGAUAUUUGGAUGAAACCAGAUCAAAGAAUGAUGACCAAAUUAUGAAAAAUUACUGUUUCUUCUACACUGAUUAAGUUUGAUCAUAAAGUUACUGGUCCCCUCCCCCGUAUCAAACAAUUGGAUUCGGGAGGCAGGAUUAUGAAGGGGAUAGGGUGACAUCACCCUAACACUCUCAUUUUAAUACACCAAUGGUAACAUAAUACUCUUUUACCUAAUUUAAAUAAGUACCGCCUUGUAACCAACA